Molecule: messenger RNA, 2153 nt
Organism: Tachysurus vachellii
Lineage: Eukaryota; Metazoa; Chordata; Actinopteri; Siluriformes; Bagridae
Gene: eef1a1a
Product: eukaryotic translation elongation factor 1 alpha 1a
Exons: 8
Coding region: 133-1521 (462 amino acids)
Biological process (GO): translational elongation; translation
Molecular function (GO): GTPase activity; translation elongation factor activity; GTP binding
Source: RefSeq, a predicted model, not a curated record
UGCGCAGUCGCGCUGUAGCGCAAUAUAAAGCAGCUCUGAGCGCGUCAGUGUGUCAGUGUGUGAGACGCAGCAGCACCGGAUCCCUACAGCGCAGGCCUCAUAGCUCUAUUGGCACAUUCAGUAUAACCAGUCAUGGGAAAGGAGAAGCUCCACAUCAACAUUGUGGUUAUUGGCCAUGUUGACUCUGGCAAGUCCACUACGACUGGCCACCUCAUCUACAAGUGUGGUGGCAUCGACAAGAGAACCAUUGAGAAGUUUGAGAAAGAAGCUGCCGAGAUGGGUAAGGGGUCCUUUAAGUACGCCUGGGUGUUGGAUAAGCUGAAGGCAGAGCGGGAGCGUGGUAUUACCAUUGACAUUUCUCUGUGGAAAUUUGAGACCAGCAAGUACUAUGUCACAAUCAUUGAUGCUCCUGGACAUAGAGACUUCAUCAAAAACAUGAUUACUGGCACCUCUCAGGCAGAUUGUGCUGUCCUCAUAGUGGCAGCUGGUGUCGGUGAGUUUGAAGCUGGGAUCUCAAAGAAUGGUCAAACCAGAGAGCAUGCUCUCCUGGCAUAUACGCUUGGUGUUAAACAGCUCAUUGUAGGUGUUAAUAAGAUGGACUCGACUGAGCCAAACUACAGCCAAAAGCGUUAUGAGGAAAUUGUAAAAGAAGUUAGCACCUACAUUAAGAAGAUUGGCUACAACCCUGAAACCGUGGCAUUUGUCCCCAUUUCUGGUUGGAAUGGGGAUAACAUGUUGGAGGCCAGCCCCAAUAUGACUUGGUUUAAGGGCUGGAAGAUUACCCGUAAGGAUGGCAGCGUAUCAGGAACUACUCUACUGGAGGCGCUUGAUGCCAUCCAGCCUCCAACUCGUCCCACUGAUAAGCCACUUCGUCUGCCUCUGCAGGAUGUCUACAAGAUUGGAGGUAUUGGGACUGUCCCUGUGGGUCGUGUGGAGACUGGCAUUCUGAAGCCAGGAAUGGUGGUGACCUUUGCACCUGUUAAUUUAACUACUGAGGUAAAGUCUGUUGAGAUGCACCACGAGGCUCUGUCUGAAGCACUGCCAGGGGACAAUGUGGGCUUCAAUGUUAAAAACGUCUCAGUGAAGGAUAUCCGUCGUGGGAAUGUUGCUGGUGAUAGUAAAAAUGAUCCACCCCAGGAGGCAUCCAGCUUCACUGCUCAAGUGAUCAUCCUGAACCACCCAGGGCAGAUCAGUGCAGGUUAUGCUCCAGUGCUGGACUGCCAUACUGCACAUAUUGCCUGCAAGUUUGCUGAGCUCAAGGAGAAGAUUGACCGCCGCUCUGGAAAGAAACUUGAGGAUAAUCCCAAGAACCUCAAGUCUGGAGAUGCCGCCAUUGUGGACAUGAUCCCUGGAAAACCCAUGUGUGUGGAGAGCUUCUCGGAGUAUCCACCUCUUGGUCGCUUUGCAGUGCGUGACAUGCGUCAGACUGUGGCAGUUGGAGUGAUCAAGGGAGUCGAAAAGAAGGCUUUGACUGGUGGAAAGGUCACCAAGUCUGCUCAGAAAGCCCAGAAGGCCAAAUGAAUUUUGUGUUCGACUGCCAACUCCAGUGUCGCAUACAACAGAACAGAGGUCACCCCACGAUAUCCAAUUAACUGCUUAAACUCCAUAAUCAUAGAUUGGUUAAUCGUUCCAAUGCACCGAAAAAGUAUCAGAAGGAAAAAAAACUAAAUAUAAAAUCAAAUGUUGUUUCAUUUAAAUCUAUAUCAUGUGAGAUAUUUGUAAUAUUAGCUUGUAACUAUUUGGAAUGUUAUCUAUUUAUUUGGGUUAUGACUUCACACUAUUAUGCGAAAUUACCAUUUUGGAGAAGAAAUGUUGACAUGACCUCUCCUACUCUGGAGUGCAGUUUUAGUCUGCUUCUUAUAUUGUUGUCUUGCUUUUAGUGUUUGUAGAUUAGUAUGUUUUAGGUUUUGCUGCUCUUAGUAACUUAAUUAUGUUACUGCUUAGUCUUUAUGUCUAUUUAAGCUUUAAAGAAAUUGUAAAAUAAUCAACCUUUCCAGAUCAGACCAUAGUGGGCACUUUUCAAGCACUUAAAGCACUUGUCAUAAAGCUGACUUUGCACAGGCACUUAUAAACUUUAAUUGGCUUUAGCUUCUGCACCUUACUGUUCUGAAUAUUCAGAUAAAUCCGGCCAUAUUAAAGGUUCUGCAAUCAUA